CAGAAGCAGCCCAGCUCCAGCCUCCCAGCUUCCAGCUGCCGCCUGCUUCUCAGACCUGACGGAAUCAGAAGGUUAGAGCUACUACUGCUGCCCCUGUGCUUCCUCAGGAUGGUGCUGGGGCUUCCUGCCUAAGUCCAAAGCUGUUUAGCGGGUCUCUUGGUGUCUCUGGACCCUUGGAACCGGCAGCCAUGAAUCUGUGUUGGAAUGAAAUUAAAAAGAAGUCUCACAACCUCCGUGCUCGCCUAGAGGCCUUUUCAGACCACAGUGGAAAGCUUCAGCUCCCUCUCCAAGAGAUUAUUGACUGGCUCAGCCAAAAGGAUGAAGAGUUGUCAGCUCAGCUGCCCUUACAAGGGGAUGUGGCCCUGGUGCAACAGGAGAAGGAAACACAUGCGGCCUUUAUGGAAGAAGUUAAAUCUCGGGGCCCCUAUAUCUACUCCGUGCUAGAGUCGGCUCAGGCUUUUCUGUCCCAGCACCCAUUUGAAGAAUUAGAGGAGCCUCGUUCAGAGCGUAAAGAUAACUCCCCCAGACAACAGAUUCAGAAUCUUAGCCGCUUUGUAUGGAAGCAGGCGACAGUUGCUAGUGAACUAUGGGAAAAACUCACAGCACGCUGUGUAGACCAGCACCGUCACAUUGAGCGUACUCUGGAGCAGCUGUUGGAGAUCCAAGGGGCAAUGGAAGAAUUAAGUACUACUCUGACCCAGACUGAAGGAGUGCGAGCUACGUGGGAGCCCAUUGGGGAUCUCUUCAUUGAUUCACUCCCUGAACACAUCCAGGGUCUUAAGCUAUUUAAAGAAGAAUUCUCUCCCAUGAAAGAUGGAGUCAAGUUGGUGAAUGAUUUGGCCCACCAACUUGCUAUAUCUGAUGUACAUUUAUCAAUGGAAAAUUCUCGGGCUCUGGAGCAGAUCAACACCCGGUGGAAACAGCUACAGGUUUCAGUUAGUGAGAGGCUUAAGCAGCUCCAGGAUGCCCACCGAGACUUUGGGCCAGGUUCUCAGCACUUCCUCUCCUCCUCCGUCCAGGUUCCCUGGGAAAGAGCAAUUUCACCUAACAAAGUCCCCUACUACAUCAACCACCAAGCCCAGACUACUUGCUGGGACCAUCCCAAGAUGACCGAGUUAUACCAAACCCUAGCUGAUCUGAACAACAUUAAGUUCUCAGCUUAUCGUACUGCCAUGAAGCUACGCAGAGUCCAGAAGGCACUACGCUUGGACCUUGUAACUUUAACUACAGCAUUGGAUAUCUUCAGUGAGCAUGAUCUGCAGGCCAGUGAACAUGUAAUGGAUGUAGUGGAAGUCAUUCAUUGCCUCACUGCCUUAUAUGAACGACUGGAGGAGGAAAGAGGCAUCUUGGUCAAUGUGCCACUCUGUGUGGACAUGAGUCUCAACUGGCUCCUUAAUGUUUUUGAUAGUGGUCGCAGUGGAAAGAUGCGAGCAUUGUCCUUUAAGACUGGCAUUGCAUGCCUGUGCGGCACAGAAGUGAAGGAAAAACUUCAGUACCUCUUCAGCCAAGUGGCCAACUCAGGCAGCCAGUGUGAUCAACGACACCUCAGUGUCCUGCUUCAUGAGGCCAUUCAGGUGCCCCGUCAGCUGGGCGAAGUAGCAGCCUUUGGAGGCAGCAAUGUGGAACCCAGUGUCCGUAGUUGCUUUCGUUUUAGCACUGGAAAGCCAGUCAUUGAAGCUUCCCAGUUCUUGGAGUGGGUCAACUUGGAGCCCCAGUCAAUGGUGUGGUUGGCUGUUUUGCAUCGAGUCACCAUUGCUGAACAAGUGAAACACCAGACCAAGUGCUCUAUCUGUAGGCAAUGCCCAAUCAAAGGCUUCAGGUAUCGGAGUCUGAAACAAUUUAAUGUGGACAUCUGCCAGACCUGCUUUUUGACAGGCAGGGCCAGCAAAGGCAACAAGUUGCACUACCCCAUCAUGGAAUAUUACACCCCGACCACAUCCAGCGAGAACAUGAGGGAUUUUGCCACAACUUUAAAGAACAAAUUUCGCUCAAAACAUUAUUUCAGCAAACACCCUCAGCGAGGUUAUCUGCCAGUGCAAUCAGUACUGGAGGCUGACUACAGUGAGACGCCGACUUCUUCCCCGAUGUUACCACACGCUGAUACACACUCCCGAAUUGAGCAUUUUGCCAGCAGGCUUGCUGAGAUGGAAAGUCAAAAUUGCUCCUUCUUUAAUGACAGCCUGUCUCCAGAUGACAGCAUAGAUGAGGACCAGUACCUACUACGGCACUCCAGCCCCAUCACAGACCGGGAGCCAGCCUUUGGACAGCAGGCCCCAGGCGGCAUGGCCACAGAAAGCAAGGGGGAGCUAGAGAAAAUCCUGGCUCAUUUAGAAGAUGAGAACCGGAUUCUCCAGGGAGAACUGAGGCGCCUCAAGUGGCAGCAUGAGGAGGCUGCUGAGGCACCCACCCUGACGGAGAGCUCUGCCGACACAGCUCAUGACCACCGCAAUGAGGAGCUUCUGGCCGAGGCCAGGAUCCUUCGACAACACAAGAGCCGCCUGGAGACACGCAUGCAGAUCCUUGAAGACCACAACAAGCAACUGGAAUCCCAGUUGCAGCGCUUAAGGGAGCUACUCCUGCAGCCAUCCACUGAAUCAGAUGGCAACGGCUCUGCAGGCUCGUCCUUAGCUUCCUCUCCACAGCAGUCAGAAGGCAGUCACCCUCAGGAGGAAGAACAGACUACCCCAGACACAGAGGCUGCAGAUGACGUGGGGUCAAAGAGCAAAGAUGUCAGCUUGUGCUUGGAAGACAUCAUGGAGAAGCUUCGCCAUGCCUUUCCCAGUGUGCGAAGUUCUGAUGUGACUGCCAACACCCUACUGGCCUCUUGAUAGACCCAGAUCCCCAUUCCAUAAUCCUUGCCUCUCUUCUGGUUCUGGUCAAAGCCUUCCCUUGGUCUUUACCCAAUCUUUCAAUUU
Messenger RNA from Chrysochloris asiatica (Cape golden mole), 2915 nucleotides. RefSeq names its product dystrophin related protein 2 (gene DRP2). Bases 189 to 2828 code for a protein of 879 amino acids. Gene Ontology annotation, molecular function: zinc ion binding; protein binding. Gene Ontology annotation, cellular component: plasma membrane. The record is from RefSeq and is a predicted model, not a curated record. Gene Ontology annotation, biological process: synaptic signaling. Lineage: Eukaryota; Metazoa; Chordata; Mammalia; Afrosoricida; Chrysochloridae. The transcript is spliced from 22 exons.